CUGGCCAAUCCGGUGCCUUGUUCUUAGCGCUUUCGCGCGUGGAGCGGUGUGGGGCGGGGUUCCGGUCGUCGGGUCUGAGCCGCGGCAGCACGCGCUUUCCCUUCAGCUCCGAGUGUGGGUCGCUGCUGAGUUGAAAUUGCUUAAAAGUGAAUACAACGUACCUAGAAGUGAGUUACUGUUCUGGAGGUAGAAGGAUCCCGUGGGAAAACCUCAGGGUUGGAGGCAGUUACUGGCCUACAGGGACCUUGAGUUGGCUAGCCCAGGGAUGAGGACAGUUUUUCCCCUGUGAGCAGAGCCUCCAUCCUCCCCCUUUUGAAGAGGACUCUCAAGUGGUGGACGACUGGAAUGUUUGUUUAAGUUACGACCCAAAUGCAGGUUGCUUAUGCGGUUGUAAACAAAGAUGAGGGAUGCCAGAAAAGCGUAUGUAAACAUAAAGUUUUACUACCUCUGGAUGCUACUCUUAAUAUGGAGAAUAUUGAAGAACACUUUGUUAAUCUACAUAUUGUUAAAUGUUCCUCAGAACCUAAAGAACCUACUUAUGUACUUGACAUAGAUGCGUCAAACACUGUACAAGCAAAAAAAGGAAGUUUGGUUGCUGUUCUAUGUUCUGAUGGAUCCGUAAGAAUAUAUGAUAAAGAAACAUUAAAUGUGCUACGAGAAGUGAGUGGACACCCUGGACUUCUUAAUGGAAUCAGAUUUGCAAACUCCUGUGACUGCGUAUAUUCAGCAAGUACUGAUGGCACGGUAAAAUGUUGGGAUGCUCGCGUAGCUGGUGAGAAGCCUGUUCAGCUGUUCAGGGGUUACCCUUCCAGUGUUUUUAUUAGUUUUGAUAUCAACUGUAACGAUCACGUCAUUUGUGCUGGUACAGAAAAAGUUGAUGAUGAUGCGUUGUUGGUAUUUUGGGAUGCAAGAAUUAAUUCUGAGGCUUCGUCCACUACUAGAGAACCACUUGGUGUGUACUCAGAGACCCAUAGUGAUGACAUCACUCAAGUGCGUUUCCAUCCCAGCAAUCCCAACAUGGUCGUCACAGGCUCCACUGAUGGCUUGGUAAAUGUGUUUGAUAUUAGUGCCGCUGAUGAGGAACACGCGCUGGUUACAACGUGUAACUCCACUUCCUCAGUGAGCUGUGUUGGUUGGUCUGGGAGAGAUUAUAAGCAGAUUUAUUGCAUGACACAUGAUGAAGGAUUUUGUUGGUGGGAUCUUAAUCAUUUAGAUACUGAGGAGCCAAUUACAUGUUUGAACAUCCAGGACGUCAGAGAAACGAUUAACAUGAAAGAAGAUAAUUUGGACUAUUUGAUUGGAGGUCUAUAUCAUGAAAAGAUAGACAAAUUGUUUGUUAUUGGAGGAACACAUAAAGGAGGGAUUCACUUACUGAGCUGCACCCCAUCAGGACUGACCCCCGUGACUAGCCUUGGAAGCGGGCAUGCUGCCACAGUCCGUUCUUUCUAUUGGGAUGUGCGGGAUAAUGCUUUGCUGACAGGGGGAGAAGAUGCACGCUUGGUGCUUUGGAAAUCUGGAGCUAUAGAGAACACCUUGAAAGAUAGCAUGAAAAGAGCGUUCUCCGAGCACCAGAAGGUACUCGUUGAUAGUAACAACUCCUACAAAAGAAGGAGAAAGCAGUGAUAUUCUAUAGUAUUAGAUGUUUAUUUCAGCUGGGGAUACAGCUCAGUGGCAUAAGUGCCUGCCUGGCAAGCACAAGGUCCUGAGUUCAAUUCCCAGUACAAAAAAAAAAAAAAAACAACCCUCAGAGCAUAGAUGUUUACUUCAGAGGUUUUAUAAUCUCAAGUUUUUGGUGUAUUACCUCUGGUAGACAUGUUUAAAGCUUUUUAGGUUAUAACAGUCAAGUCAACAACAACAAAAAAACCACAAAAAACAUGAGCAAGUUAGCUAACA
This is a messenger RNA of Chinchilla lanigera (long-tailed chinchilla), 1893 nucleotides long. It is a transcript of the gene Wdr89, whose product is annotated as WD repeat domain 89. The transcript is spliced from 5 exons. Lineage: Eukaryota; Metazoa; Chordata; Mammalia; Rodentia; Chinchillidae. Gene Ontology annotation, molecular function: protein binding. The coding region runs from base 370 to 1623 and encodes 417 amino acids. The record is from RefSeq and is a predicted model, not a curated record.